Molecule: messenger RNA, 1331 nt
Organism: Paecilomyces variotii
Lineage: Eukaryota; Fungi; Ascomycota; Eurotiomycetes; Eurotiales; Thermoascaceae
Product: putative aldo-keto reductase
Exons: 2
Coding region: 129-1157 (342 amino acids)
Source: RefSeq, a predicted model, not a curated record
GGAGAGACUUGGGAAUAUAAGUAGAGCUCCGAUUUCCAAAAUUCCAAAAUUCCAAAAUCCAGAAUCCAAAGUAUUCUCCUUCUUCACCUAUACUAGCAUUUGAGGUAAACAUAGGUACUUUGAGCAAAAUGAAAUACGUGCAACUGGGAAGCAGCGGUCUUCGCAUCGCCCCCAUUGGCGUGGGAUGCAUGAGUUUUGGGAACGGCGAGGGCCGUUACAAGUGGUCGCUCUUGGAAGACGAAGCGCUGCCAGUGCUGAAUUAUUGCUACGAAUCUGGCCUGAACUUCUUCGACACCGCAAACCUCUAUUCCAGUGGCAAGUCGGAAGAGAUCCUGGGCAAGGCGAUCAAAACAUACGGAUGGCGCCGUGAAAACAUUGUCAUCGCAACCAAACUGUGGGCGCCAGUCGGCCGCGGCUCCGAACAGCCCAUGUCAAUGACAGAUGAUGAAAAGGACAACGCCGGCUAUGUGAAUCAAUACGGAUUGAGUCGAAAGCAUAUCUUCGAGAGCAUCGAAGCCAGCUUGCAGAGACUCGAUCUGCCCUACGUCGACCUGCUGCAGAUCCACCGUUUCGAUCCCCGAACGCCGGUGAAGGAGACCAUGGAGGCGCUUCAUGAUAUUGUGAAGUCCGGCAAGGUGCGCUACCUCGGUGCGUCAUCGAUGUGGGCUCACCAGCUCCUGGAGUAUCAAUACACCGCUCGCAUGCAUGGCUGGACCGAGUUUAUCUCGAUGCAGAAUCUUCACAACGCCAUCUACCGAGAGGAGGAGAGGGAGAUGUAUCCUGCGUGUGCCAAAUUCGGAAUGGGUGGGAUCCCUUGGAGCCCCCUUGCAAUGGGAUUUUUGGCUCGACCCUGGCGUGACUUCUCGAAAACCUCACGCGGAGAGUUCCAAGGCCCUGGUUUCCACGGCCAACAGACUACAGAGACCGACAAGAGAAUCAACGAGCAAGUGGAGCAAAUUGCCCAGCAGCAUGGUGUGUCGAUGGCCAUCGUGGCCAUUGCUUGGUCCCUUUCGAAGCCAUUUAUCACGGCGCCGAUUUUGGGAAUGAACAAGAAGGAGAGAGUGGACGAGGCAGUGAAGGCAAUCUCCUUCAAGCUCAGUCCCGCUGAGUUGAAGAGCAUUGAUGACCUCUUGAGGCCUCUAUCGCGAGUAUUUUGAAAUGGAAACGACCUUGUCGAACUUCUCCUGUAGCAUGACUAGAUUGAAUAUUAUCGAGGCGAUAAAUUAGGGAACUUCUUUUUACGCUACUGUCGAAGCCUCCUUCUCAUUAUUGGUCAGGGCCUUUCCUACGGCUUUAGAUCCCUGGUUAGUGUGAUGCAAGCGGAUGACAUA